Lasiosphaeria miniovina is the source of this 675-nucleotide messenger RNA. RefSeq lists its product as uncharacterized. The coding region runs from base 1 to 675 and encodes 224 amino acids. The record is from RefSeq and is a predicted model, not a curated record. NCBI's taxonomy places the organism in Eukaryota, Fungi, Ascomycota, Sordariomycetes, Sordariales, Lasiosphaeriaceae. The transcript has a single exon.
AUGUCCGCCCGUUCGCGCAGCUCGGCCUUUCCAGCCAUCCUGGUGGCCAUCGUGCUGCUCUGCGCCAGUCCUGCACUGGCAAGGACCGAUCUGAGCGGCUGUGUCUCGACGCAGGUCAUCUUCGAGCAGUUCGCAGCCAGCCUCAUCUGGUACGUGCCCGGGACCGGCGAGAUCUGCUCCUUCAUCGACUGCGGAGGCGGGCGCGCGCCCCCGAAGACCACCGUGCCCGGCUGUGCGGGAUACGACGGCACGGCGACAGUCACGCCGAGCUUCCUCUCUGGCUUCCCCCGGGCGGCCGCCACGGGUACCGCUACCACGGCCCCGGGUGCAACGGGCGGGUUCGGAUCCGGGUCCGGGCCGGGCAACAGCGUCACUUUUCAGGGGACUACGGAAACACAUAAUCACGGGUCGCCGACCCCGACACUUCCGUCGUCCAUCACCACGCCCGUCUCGGCCGGUAACUCGGCAGCAGGAAACUCGGCGGCUGGAAACUCGGCAGCCGGAAGUUUGCCGAGCAGCGCGGCGACGGGGGCGGCCGCGGGCGGGGAUUCGUCGAAAUCGUCGACUGCCGCGUCGAGAACCUCAACCGCAGGAGCAGCUGGACCGACGCGGGCCGCGAAGGAAAUGCUCGGCGCGAUGGCAGGGUUGGCUGUUGCUGGCUUGGCCAUGGUCUAG